Amphiprion ocellaris (clown anemonefish) is the source of this 5606-nucleotide messenger RNA. RefSeq names its product zinc finger protein 91-like. The coding region runs from base 1 to 3417 and encodes 1138 amino acids. Lineage: Eukaryota; Metazoa; Chordata; Actinopteri; Pomacentridae. Gene Ontology annotation, cellular component: nucleus. The record is from RefSeq and is a predicted model, not a curated record. The transcript is spliced from 3 exons.
AUGAAUAAGCUGCUUUCUAAGGUACCUAAAGGGUCCAUUGUGUGUAAACUGCAAUUCAGACUCACCUGUCCUCAGACCCACCUGUCCUCAGACCCACCUGUCCUCAGACCCACCUGUCCUCAGAAACUCACCUGUCCUCAGACCCACCUGUCCUCAGACCCACCUGUCCUCAGACUCUCCUGUCCUCAGACGCACCUGUCCUCAGACCCACCUGUCCUCAGACUCUCCUGUCCUCAGACGCACCUGUCCUCAGACUCACCUGUCCUCAGACCCUCCUGUCCUGCCGCUGUGCUGCUGCCUCCCUCCAGCAGGGGUCGCUGUCUCUCUCCGCUCCGUUCUCUUCUCUCUGCUUCUUUCUCGUCGUCGACGCGGAACUCGGAGUGUUUACCUCCCCGCUGGCUCUCUUUGUUCUGGAGGCUCCGAGUGCGGAGAAGCCGCAGAAUGUGCGCCGUGCAGCUGCUGCGGGUGUCGGUCCAUGAGCGGAUCAGCGCCGCCGCCGAAGACUUUCUGCUGCAGCUGGAAAAAGGACAAGAAGCGGCGGAGCUCCCGGCGCUGAGAGCGCUGCUCACCGAGCGGCUAACGGCGGCUGCGGAGGAGAUCGUCGGUCUGUUGGAGGAAACCGUGGCGGACUACGAGGACCGAGUGGAGCGAUCAGAGCGGGAGAUCUGCCGCCAAAGGAGGCUGCUGGAUGCCGUGCUGAAGCCCGAAGUCCGGCUGUACCGAGCAGAUGUGCAGCUGCUAUUGAUGAACAAUGAAAAGGAGAAAAUGGAAAAAUCAGGUUCAGAAGAUGAGACUGACGGCCGCCGGAAUCAGUCGAAGGACAGACACGAAUCAGCAACUCAAGACGGAAAACGUUUCUGCUGCUCGCUGUGUGGUAAAGGCUUCUCCAAGAUGACUGGUCUGAGUUACCACCUGAAAAUUCACUCAGGAGAGAAAUCCUUCAGCUGCUCAGUUUGUCGUAAAAAAUUCAGAAAGAAAGGACAUUUAAAAUAUCACGCAUUGAUCCACACGGGGGUGAAACCGUUCAGCUGCAGUGUCUGUAACAGAACGUUUAGGUGGCCGUCGCAGAUCAAAAUCCACAAGUGUGUUCGAGAGUCACCUCAGCGCCUCCUUAAUAAACAGAAAAAAAUGUUGAGCUGCUCAAAGUGUGGUGAGAAGUUUUCAGAUGGAUCGCUGCUGACAGCACACCGGAGGAUUCACCAGGAGAAGAAGAAGAUGUUGAGCUGCUCAGUCUGUGGCCUGCAGCGGCAGUUUCAUUCACAGAUGAAGCUGCACAUGAGGAGCCACACUGGAGAGAAACCAUACAGCUGCUCCAGCUGCUCCAAGAAGUUCACACGGAAAGCCAUGUUGACACAACACAUGGUUGUGCACUCAAAGGUGAAACCGUUUAGCUGUAUCGACUGUGGGAAAAGAUUCUGUUGGAACUUUCAGCUCAAAAAGCACAAAUGUCCUGCAAAGUCAUCAGCCACAGAUGGACUGUUCAAACGAGGCACAUAUAAAAAGUCUAAAGCAUCUGUCGAACCUGACGACAAUGACGGUGACUUUUGGAGAAAGACCAGGAAACACUGGUCAGGUUUCACUUAUAACAGGAAUAAAAAUGAAAGAGGCAUGAGUGACAUAGGAUGUAACAUGAAGAAGAAACCAUUGAGCUGCCCCAGCGACAAGACUGAAGUUGAACACAAGAAUGAGGCCGAAGAUGCUCCAUCUACUUUAACCUCUGAGAAACACUGCAAAUUUUCUGAGAGUGAGAUACAGAGGGUGGUGAAGCAGGAGGAACCAGAGCCAACAGAUGUUAAAGAGGAGCUGGAAGAGCUGGAGCUUCCAGGUAUAAAAGAGGAACAGGAAGAAACUGAUAUCACCAAGUUCACCCUCAGUUCUGUCACCAUGAAGACUGAAGAAAAUGAAGAGGAACCUCAGUCCUCACAGCUCCACCAGGGAGACUCUGUGGAAGAACCAAAACCAGUUUCAAAUCCUGACAACGAGAUCUCGGACCCCUCAGAAACGGAUGUCAGUGAUGGCGACUGGGGAGAAACCAGGGAAGCUCGGUCAGAUUCAAACAGCACUGUGGUUAAUGUGAGGCGUAAUGGCGAGAAAUCAUUUGUCUGUCCGGUGUGCGGGAAAAUCUUUGGCCGAAAGGGGAAUCUGGAGACUCACUUAAGGACUCACACCGGAGAAAGACCAUUCAGCUGCCCUCUCUGCAACAAAACUUUCACUACCAAGUUAAUUAUGAAGAUGCACAUGUCUGUUCACACUGGGGAAAAACGCUUCACCUGCCACAUCUGUGGGAAAAAGUUCAACUGGCACUCACAGAUCAAAUACCACAAGUGUGUUCAGUAUGAAAUUGCAGAACCAGACCUAUGUUUAGGAACAACUUUUGUUAAAACUAAUUUCAGAGAAGCUCGGUUUGGAUCAGACUCAGAUGAUGAUGGUGAAAUUUUUCCUCAGAGCAGACUUCUGCAGCAAAAAUGUCAGAAACUUGAAGACUCUGGGAGUCAUUCUGAUGACAAUCAGAAGAGUCAGAAAACACCUGAAGACAGAAACGCUCAGCAGACACACCUGAGACAUUCGACCACAGAGAAACCAUUCAGUUGUUCAUUCUGUGGCAAAGAAUUUGCUACAGGAGGAUGUCUGACACGGCACAUAUCGAUCCACACAGGAGAGAAACCGCUCAGGUGCUUCAUCUGUGAGAAAACCUUUAGUGAGGAGUCAAUGCUCAUCAGUCAUGAUUGCAUUGGUGAGUCCUCACAGCAUCGUCAAACAAAGGAACAGCUGACUGCCAAUAAAACAUUCAGCUGCUCAGUGUGUGCCGAAAGAUUCAGCAGACGUGAAGAUUUCAAUUGUCACUUUAGACGUCACCAGAGAUGUUCGGUGUGUAACGCUGGUUUUAGUGACAGAGACUCUCUGGUUCAACACAUGAGAAGCCACACAAGACAAACACAAUUUAUCUGCUCAGUUUGUGGGAAAGACUUUGCAUGGAGAAGACAUCUGACCAAACACAUGGAAAAUCAUGUGAAGAAACUGUACCGCUGUGGUGUUUGUGGCGCCAGCUUUGUUUCCUAUUAUCGUUUCACGAAACAUCAGCGUGCUCACCAGUCCUCACAGCUUCAUCAUAGCAGCUCAGCUGAACACAUGGAGGCUGGUGGAGAGAACUUUGGAGGAGCAGAACUAGAACCACAUUUACAAGCAGAUAAUGAAAACAAGGCUGCAGAUUGUUCUGACCCGAACACUGAUGACAGUGACUCUUUGAGACAAAACAAAGAAGCUAAGUUGAUUUCUGAGCAAGACAGAAACUUACUCAGCUCUUCUGAAGAGAAGAAUCUGCAGCUGCAGAGUGACGACAGCGUUGACAGCGACUUCUGGAAGGAUGACAGAACACCAGGCUUCAGUUUGGACUCAGAGUUUUUCAGGCAAAAAUAAAUCUGAGGACAUUCUCACAUUCUGACAGAUGUCUGGUCUUUAAAAUGUCAGAAAAUAGUGAAAAAUGUGGAUCAGUUUCCUCAAAUGUCUUAUUUUGUCCAAAGAUAUUCUGUUUGCUGUCAUAGAGGAGAAAAGAAACCACAAAAUAUUUACACUGAAGAAUUUAGUCUAUUUUUCUAAAAAUGUUACUCUAUUGAUUAUCAAAAUAAGUGCAAUUUGAUUUAAAAGUUUAUAGCUCACUGAUUGAUUGUUGUAGCUCUGCAACUCACACAGAGAUGAAAGUGAAUGAAACUGCUCUUUCACCAGCUUCAUCUUAAACACAAAAAACACAGACGGGUCAAUUUUAUCUCCUGUACUUUCUUCGAUCCAUGAAACUGUGAUAAAGUAAAACUCUACAUCUAUCCAUUCAGGACGUUCCAUUGAAUUUGUUGAUUAAUCAUGAAUUAUGGGGACACUGGAAUAGAAAAUAGCAUCAUUUUUACCUCAAACAGCUGAGCUCAUAGAAAACAUUUUCACUCCUAGCAACACCCUGUAAUUAUAGGUUAUUUGAUCAGCAUUUUAUUGUAUGAUGGUGCUGAUCAGAUAAAUCCAUGGAGAGGUGAGGAGAGUUCAGAGGAAGAUGGAUAUCAUUAUAGUGAACCACUUGUCAGAACAGAAUGUUGAAGCUGAAAAUCGCUGAAACGACCAGCAGAUCUAAGAGCUAAAAAACACACCAGUCUUACAUUUUAACUUUUUAUAUGAGGUGUGCAGCACAGAGCUGAUACAUUAAGUGUUUGUACUUUAAAUAAAAAGUUUAUAUCAAACAGAGCUUCCACUUCACGGUCUUGAUAAGGGCAGACAGAACUUUAUUAACCUACAGGAAACUUUCAGUCAAUCCAUCAGUAUUUGUGUCAGUAUCAGGUGAGGUUUGUUGAGUGACUUUAUUCCUCACAGAGUCUGCAGACUUGAACUCUGCACACAGCAAAUAUGAAAUGAUCUGAACUUCUGUUGCACCUUUAUACUCAUGUAUGCUUUAAAAGGUGUUUCUGAUUCUUACAUGCAGUGAGUCUGAACUCGAGGAGGACAUCAAACCUACAACCAGCUCUGAAUGAAGCUCUUAACGAACAGAUGGUUCAGAACAGGUGGAUCUGACACUUCUGUCAAUAAAACAACAGCAAUUUAACCUUUUCUGUCUGCUUCUAUCAGACAUUUCUGUUAACUGAAACAGCAGCUUUUUACCAAAAAUUACCAUUCUUCUAAACAUAUUUGACUGUUUUGAUCUGGAACGAGACUAAAGAAACUGGUUUAAAUCCUUGUUUUCCAAAGUGUUACUUAUUUUAAUAACACUUGAAAACAACAAAAGCACUCAGAGAGCACAGUAUUCCUCCAAUGCUGCUCAGUUGUUGUAUCAUUUCUGACAGAUAAGUCCCAAUAAGCCUGCAGUGGUGGAUUUGUAUUAGAAUCGCAAUCAUGUGAUCGUCAGCAGGCAGCUGGCAUAGUGUUCACUUGUCAUGGUUACAGUGACGCUGUGCUGCUAUCUGGCAAUGAUACAGAAAUCUUUAACAAAUCUGUGGAUCCAGACUAUAAGCUGCAUCACUGCCAAAAUCUAAUCACUUGGUCCUUGUGUCAUUUCUGACCUUCCCUGAAAAUUUCAUCCAAAUCCAUUAGUCCGUUUUUGAGUAAUGCUGCUAACAGACAGACAGACAGACGCCGAUCGUCACAUAACUCUACCGCAUUCCUUGGUGGAGUAAGGAAUAACUUUACUGUUUAAUAAAGCUUUGAAAUCACUAAAACUAUUGUGACAGAUUCUCUAAAAUGUUCUUUAAACCCGAUUUUCCUCCAAUAACUGCAAGAAAUAGAUUUCAGAAUUCAGACGAAAUCAGAGUGGAAAAGGUCCAGAUUUUGUCGCUGCAAUAAAGUAUAUUUUUACUGAAUAAUAGUCGGAGUUUGAUGUCAAAUUUGACCAAAACAAAGAAGCUACAACACUGUACUGUUCGUCAGUUUUUGUGCUGAUCCUGAAGCAGAUCAAAUCGGAGCUCAGGUGUUUGGAGGUGAAGUUGGAUUCAUGUUAAGGCUCAGAAAUAUUUUGACUUUCUGUUUGUUUCCGACUGAAUGAAGUCUGGUUCUUCUGUAUUUCUUUAUUACAUUUUGGAAACAUUUUCCAGCUUCCUCGGGUUCACUGAAUAAAGCUGCUCAGUUUUUUCACAGUU